AAAAUAAACCUUUGAUAGAUCACAGCCAAUCACCCCUUGAAAACAGAGAUAUAACUGCUUCGAAAUUCGCACAUUCUCACACCACUAAAUCCCAAAUUCUACUCAAUUCGAGUCGAAUUUCGAUAUUUUUCAUCAUCUUCACGGAAAUUCAGUUCAAUUUCAGAUUUUCCGGUGCUCGUGUAUCACAAAUGCUGGGGCAAAAGUGAAAGUGCACUAAGUUUAACGUUAUUUUGCUAAUUUCGUGAAAAUAACGUUAAAAAGAGGGGAUGGUUAAUCAUGCAUCAUGUGGUGGCGCUGAUAGCCGAAAGACAAGGGGGUACAUGCACUAAUCGGCAGUUGUCUCAAUUGCUGAGUGUUAUGUGCCUUAUGUCCAAGGCUUGAUGCAAAACUACUAUCGAGCCGGGGGUCUCACUGGAAGCAGCCUCUCUAUUCCUACAGGGUAGAGAGAAAGAUCGAGAACUGAUUAGAAUAAGUUUGGUUUCUGCAAGUUAUAUGUCUGCAGUCUGCACUCAUGUCAAUGCUUUCAUUAUCCUCUGCUACUCAGCCUACUUGCUUAACCUGUGGAACCAUUAAAAUCUCCAAAUUAAUAAUUGCUGAUAGUUGCAAAUAUGGUAGAAGAGCGACACAAAGUUUUGGAAGAAUGGAUCUCGGACAGAACCUAGUGUUUGGGAAAACCGCAAAAAACAUUAUCAAAGGUUUGUACCACAAUCCUAGGUUUGGAAUUUUGGCUGCCUCGACUCUUCCCGUUAUUCAAACCGCUGAAAAAUUAUCCACUUAUUUAUUCAGAACAGAGAAGGGUGGAAAUGUGACGGUUAUUAUUACUAGGUUAAAAGAUGGAAAAUAUGGAGUAAAUGUAGAAAUUUCCUCUUUGCAACUUACCGGCAAUGAUGCCGACAUAAUUAUGAGCUGGGGCGUGUUCAGAUCCGAUUCGUCAUCACGGAUCCCUAUACAUUCAAGCGAUUCCGGAAUCUUUGAAACCCCUUUUGCGAUCGAUUCUCUAAACAAGUUUUCAGCUGAAUUGGAGUUCGAUGCGAGUUUAGCUCCGUUUUACAUUUCAUUUUUGUUAAAAUGGCAUCUCGAUGGUGAAACGGUUGAAAUCAAAAGCCAUCGAAAGACAAAUUUUUGUUUUCCGGUGGGUGUAAAAUCCGGACGUCCGGGUCCACUUGGCGUUUCGUAUUCAGCUGAUGGAUCGUUAAAUUUUGCUCUUUUUUCAAGAAACGCGAAAAGCGUGAUCUUGUGCUUGUUUGAUGACAGUUCCAGUGAAGAACCCGUUAUAGAGAUUGAUUUAGAUCCGUAUGUUAACCGAUCAGGUGACAUAUGGCAUGUUUCAAUGGAUAAUGCUAUGAACUUUGUGUCAUACGGUUAUCGGGUCAAAAAUGAUGGUCAAGAAAAGUCUUCCGUUGUACUAGAUCCUUAUUCCAAGGUCAUUGCAGAGAAUUCGCUUGGGAAAAUAUGUAAAGAACCUACUUUCGAUUGGAGUGAUGAUGUCAGACCGAACUUACCAAUGGAGAAACUAACGGUUUAUCGGUUAAACGUGAUGGAUUUCACGAGGGACGCGUCGAGUAACUUACCAGACGAAAUCCGGGGGACCUUUUCUGCCAUUAGUGAAAAGUUGCAUCAUUUGAAAGAUUUGGGUGUUAAUGCAGUCUUGUUAGAACCAAUAGCUCCGUAUGAUAAGCUAAAAGGACCGUAUUACCCUUCGCAUUUCUUUUCACCACAAAACUCAUAUGGACCUCAUGGUGACUCUACAUCAACGAUUAACUCAAUGAACGAAAUGGUGAAAAGAUUACACGCGAACGGGAUCGAGGUUUUACUAGAAGUCGUUGUCACUCAUACGUGUGAUAGUUCAUCACUGGCGAAAAUAGAUAAACCGUCUUAUUAUUAUUCCAAUAAUGCCCUCAACUGUGCCCAUCCGGUUGUUCAACAAUUGAUACUAGAUAGUCUUAAACAUUGGGUGAUCAACUACCAUAUUGACGGGUUUUGUUUCAUCGAUUCUUCUUCUAUGAUUAACGGGUUUAAUGGAGAACAUCUUUCUCGCCCACCUUUAAUCGAAGCAAUCGCGUUCGAUCCUGUACUCUCAAAAACCAAGAUCAUCGCUGAUUCAUUCGACCCGCUUCUAAAUUCCACAAAAGAAAUCCAGUUUCCUCAUUGGAAGAAAUGGGCUGAAAUGAAUUCCAGAUUCUGCAGUGAUGUGAGAAACUAUCUAAGAGGUGAGAGUCUCGUUAGUAAUCUUGCGACCCGCUUAUGUGGCAGUGGUGAUAUCUUCUUAAACGGGCGUGGGCCCGCUUUUUCGUUCAACUUCGUGGCCCGAAACCACGGGCUUUCUCUUGUGGACUUGGUGAGCUUUAGUAGCGCCUCAGAGUUAAGUUGGAACUGCGGCGAAGAAGGCGCGACGAAAAAGAGAACCGUGCUCGAAACUAGACUAAAACAAAUUCGGAAUUUUCUUUUUAUUUUAUAUGUUUCGUUGGGUGUUCCGGUUCUUAAUAUGGGAGAUGAAUGUGGUCAAUCAUCAGGUGGGAAGAUUUCGGUUAAAGAGCGAAAACCGUUUAACUGGAAAUCUUUGAAAACCGGGUUCGCGGUCCAAACGAUUGAAUUCAUUUCGUUCUUGAGUUCGUUAAAGAUCAAACGAAGUGAUCUUCUUCAAAGGAGGGAGUUUUUAAAAGUCGAGAAUAUCGACUGGUAUGGACCGGAUUUAUCUCUGCCAAAUUGGGAAGAUCCUACAAGCAAAUUCUUAGCUAUGAGUUUGAAGUGUGACCAAAAUGAUGAAAACGCGUUGACUAGUGACAUGUUUGUCGCUUUUAACGGUGGAGAUAGUCCGGUAACCGCCACUUUGCCGCCACCUCGGUUGGGUAUGGAGUGGGUUCGGUUGGUGGAUACGGGUCUUCCAUAUCCGGGCUUCUUCUCAACGACGGGUGAACCUGUCGUUGAGAAGAUUCCGGGGUCACUUGGUUAUCAGAUGACACCUCAUAGUUGUGUUUUGCUUGAGGCUAGGAAUGUAGAUGGUUAAUGCUCAUUUAUUGGUACAUUGAUGUGAUUCUUGAGCUUUGCUUGUCAUAAAGAAUAUAGUUUUUUGUUUAUGUUAAUAAAAGGUAUUACAUUUUUUAUUAGAA
Messenger RNA from Helianthus annuus (common sunflower), 3110 nucleotides. RefSeq names its product isoamylase 2, chloroplastic. Lineage: Eukaryota; Viridiplantae; Streptophyta; Magnoliopsida; Asterales; Asteraceae. The transcript is spliced from 3 exons. The coding region runs from base 512 to 3007 and encodes 831 amino acids. Gene Ontology annotation, biological process: starch biosynthetic process. The record is from RefSeq and is a predicted model, not a curated record. Gene Ontology annotation, molecular function: isoamylase activity.